Cheilinus undulatus (humphead wrasse) is the source of this 5009-nucleotide messenger RNA. RefSeq names its product RAB40c, member RAS oncogene family (gene rab40c). Bases 1242 to 2081 code for a protein of 279 amino acids. Gene Ontology annotation, cellular component: plasma membrane; synaptic vesicle; endosome. The record is from RefSeq and is a predicted model, not a curated record. Gene Ontology annotation, biological process: protein localization to plasma membrane; intracellular signal transduction. Lineage: Eukaryota; Metazoa; Chordata; Actinopteri; Labriformes; Labridae. Gene Ontology annotation, molecular function: GTP binding; GTPase activity. The transcript is spliced from 6 exons.
UCUGUGGCCAACAGCCGAGCUGUCAGCAGCAUUUUCAGUGUUGUUGAGCGGUGUGGAGGAGUCACAGCUGUGAUUAUAAUCAGAUACGAUGGAGAAAAAUGGAAAAGCUACCGAUUGAGAUCACUGACUGCAUCUACAGAGAUCUGGACUGGACGUAAAACUACUGCAGGAGACAUUGCUGUCGUCUGGAUUUAACGCAGCGAAGUUAGAGGAAUCUUUGUUACCCGGACUGAAGGAAGACAAGGGGGCCUGAAUUACACGGACGUCCGUUUGAGUUAAGACACGGGCAGCCUUAGCUGAGUUAGCAUUAGCUUUCCUAAAAGUCUUUACUUUGUUAUUAUAAAGUUAGCGUGCAAAGAGUAACGCGACAUGACGAGUAUUUCUGUGCCGUGUUGCUGAACGCAGAACCGCUGACACCGUCUUUAAAUAAUUAUCGUGUCUGCUACCGUUAGCACAAGCUAGGCUAACUGGCUAGCUUGGGGGAGCGCUAGCUUGUUGUUCCCACUGCUAAUUUAGCCAGGAGAGCGUCUGUUAAUUGGAGGAAAAAACAUCCAACUUUGAUAUUUUAUGUUCCGUUUAAAACACUCAUUUUAAGUGAAGCAUAUAUGUUAAAAAUAGCAAAUACACAUAAAAAAAUCUGCAUUAGUCUCAUGUGUAAUGAUAAUUACCAUACCAGACAAUAAGGAUGUUCUUCUUUCCUACAUAGACUUUUCUGGAUCCAACCUCCAGACAUUUUUAAUGUCUUUGCUCUAAAUCCAUACCAGAUGUUAAUCUGUCACUCAGAUGAGGAUUUAUUUGACUAAAGACUGAACUUUAACCUCACUGUGAUUGUGGUUACACCCAUUUAUAAACUCAGUCACUGCUUGUUUACUGAAGUUUUGUCCCCACUGAGCACCAAACUUUUUAUAUUCAACAAUAUCAGGAUGUUUUGCUAUUUACAAAUGAUUUUUGGAACCUAAUGUGCUUUUCCAGGAAAUAUAUUUAAUUCUGUGUCAUUUUAGCCUCAUUUAAUAUAAAACUAUCUCCUGUAAUUGGUGGAUUGUCAAAGAUAUUACACCAAACAAGGACUGUAUGAAGGAAGACUCCCAUCCAGCAAGGACAGAACCUUUGUUUUGGUUUAAGUGAGCAAAGCAGCAAACAGAAGGGUUGGUUCACUGGCUACCCAUCCUUGUGUGAAGGCAGGAAGUCCACAGUCCCUCAUCCUCAGCCUCCGCUGUCCCAGGGCUCAGAUGUGAGACACCAUGGGCAGCCAGGGCAGCCCGGUGAAGAGCUACGACUACCUGCUCAAGUUCCUCUUGGUCGGAGACAGCGACGUGGGCAAAGGAGAGAUCCUGGACAGCCUGCAGGAUGGAUCAGCAGAGUCGCCGUAUGCUUACAGUAGUGGUAUCGACUACAAAACCACCACCAUCCUUCUGGACGGGAGGAGAGUGAAGCUGGAGCUUUGGGACACCUCGGGACAGGGGAGGUUCUGCACCAUCUUUCGCUCGUAUUCCCGUGGGGCUCAGGGGAUCCUGCUGGUGUACGACAUCACCAACCGGUGGUCCUUCGAUGGGAUCGACAGGUGGAUCCGAGAGAUUGAUGAGCAUGCUCCAGGCGUGCCUCGAAUCCUCGUCGGUAACCGCCUACAUCUGGCCUUCAAGCGGCAAGUUCCCACGGAGCAGGCGAGGGCGUACGCCGAGAAGAACGGCAUGACAUUCUUCGAGGUGAGCCCUCUGUGCAACUUCAACGUCAUCGAGUCGUUCACGGAGCUGUCGCGCAUCGUCCUGAUGAGGCACGGCAUGGAGAAGUUCUGGAGGCCCAACAGAGUGUUCAGCCUGCAGGAUCUCUGCUGCAGAGCCAUCGUGUCAUGCACGCCGGUCCACCUCAUCGAUAAGCUCCCGCUGCCCGUCGCCAUCAAGUCCCACCUCAAGUCUUUCUCCAUGGCCAACGGCAUGAACGCGGUCAUGAUGCAUGGACGCUCGUACUCGCUGGCCAACCCGGCCGGAGGCUCUAAAGGCAACAGCCUGAAGCGCUCCAAGUCCAUCCGUCCUCCGCAGAGCCCACCGCAGAACUGCACCCGCAACAACUGCAAAAUCUCCUAAUUAACGGAUUAGGAGCAGAGCGGGUUAGAGACGAUGAAGAGCAUGUGAUCAGGAGCCGGAUAUACAGGUUGGUAUCAUUUUAGAAGAAAGGAGCACGUCCCUGAACCUGAAGAGCUCACGAGCAGAAUGAUGGACACGGGACGGAUGCGCACUACCUCUCACCUUUGUGUUAAAAAAAAAAAAAAAAAAAGAAAACUUCCAGGUGGAGGAGAGCGGCUCAAAUGGUGUCUCAAACAUCAGCAGAGAACCAUAACAGACAUUUAAGCCUCCACAGACCUGAUUCUCACCACUUCUGACUGCUAUGAACGAGAAAAAGACUCUGGAUCAAUCCCCGUUUGCUUGACUACAUGUACAGAAACCCCUCACCAACUCAAGCUACUUUGGCUCCUCGACAGGAUGCACUCCGCUCUCUGUGUCAGUGCAUCACAGAAAUCACCUCAAGCUUCCUCUCCCACCUUUCUGUCUGUCUGGUUAUGUUUGCACCUUUUCUCUUUACAUUUUACUGACCAAUAAGCUAAAGAUCAAGACACUAACACAAUCAGUCCAUUACUGAUCUUUAUUUAUCCUCAGCCGGUGUGAAAAGUUCUGUAAACACUCGUUUUAAGGUUUUAUUUCAUCCACAAAUGACACUGAAGGAAGGGGAAAUCUUGGUGAUGGGAUGGGUGAAGGUUCUUAUUGACCUUUAAACCCCGACCCCAGGGUUAGGGCUGGGCAAGAAAUAUGAUCACGAGGGUUUGGAAUCACUCUUUCACCAUGUCUGACAGAUUUAUAUGAAAAGGCUGCACAUUUGAGGAGUUUCUUGGGAUUUAAAGGGGCAUGAAAACAGAGUUCACCAUCUUUUUUAUUUAUAUUUACAUGCACCAGAAUUGUCUAUCAUCUUUUUGAUAAUUCUAAGAUAAAAAACAGUGAAUAAUUACCCCUAAUAAAGCAGCUUUUUUUAAAAAUACGAACAUUAGCUCAGCUUUUUAAAGGUUUCUGAUCCUCUGUUUACAGGAGCUGGAUUUUGUUUAAAGGUUAGAGGCCACAAUUACUCAAAAACAGCUAAAAUAUGCUGUAAUAAGCACAUCUGGACGGUAGCAUGUAUCGAUUCAGCACAAUGGUGUGGCAUUUCCCCUGUUGCCCUGGUCCUAUUUUCCUCUCUGCUGCUCACAUUUAGACGAGGAACAAGAUAGCAGGCGGAUGAGAAGGCAUCAGGAGUGUCUGGUAGGAAUAUUGCCUUGAUUUUCUUUCAUUUUCCUCACUCACAGAGCGUGUCAGCUUGAUUUACAAAGCACAGAUAGUUGUGACUCACCUCUGUUUGCCUGCAUUCAAAAUUAAAGCACUAGAUGUCCUGUUAUUUAAAUGCAGAACUUCAGACAGUGAGAGUGCACGCUGUGACACGGUGUCUUGAUGUUUGCACGCUGUUCAGCCAUGGUGUAAGGAAACAACAUGCACAAGCAUGAAUAUUCUUCCUUCUACAGAGCAGUGAGGUGUAGACGUACCAAAAAACACAAUAACAAAUCAACAUUUGUGCAGGUACAUGAUGAGGUGGGGUUGCUGCUUGUGGGGCUUUUCCACCAUGACUUAUGAACCAAGCCAUGCUGAUUUACUAUUUCCUCCCCAGUUUGGUUGCACCAGGCGUGCCAUGGUGCCUUCACAGCGGUUCGUCAUCAUUCUGGGAUGCCUCGCAAGUAGCAGCUGCUGCUCCAAACUUCGAAAUACCUGCUAGAUUAACAGGAGAAGAAGAAACCUGAGUUAGAAACUAUAGAUGUGCACAGUUAAAUUCAAGAGGGUUAAACUAAUCACCUAUCAUUUAUUAUAAACACGGGCUUGAAAUCCCAGUCUAAAGCUCUAUUCAACUGUAAUGAAGCCUCCUGCCACUAGAGGCCGCUGUAGCUUCAGGUAAUGGCUGCUGCUUUCCAGUUUUAAUGAAGUAGAAAAGGGAAAUAAAGUGGUCUAUAGGCCAUUGAGGGUUGAACUCACGUGUCACUACUCAACCAGCUAAAAGAGGCCAAACAUCAAAGCCUGAUAUUGAUCUGCAAAAAGGAUUGAAAGCUGCCGGAGCUAGCUGCUAAUGUUAGCAACGUUGUAGAGAGUAUAUGAGUCUAACAUCACACCUGCUGACACACUGACCCUGUGAGGAAUUUGACGGUUCUCAAAGUGUUUUCUCCUCUUUACACUAAUCAGUUAAAUGCAAUUUAAAUGGACGUUUAGCCGAGUGGGGAAACAGAUGUUUAGGAACGUCCUCAGUAGAAACGAUGCUUACUGAAGCACAGCUGAAGUGCAGAUCCCCUUCCGUGCCAACUCAAACCAAGUAAAGCAGCUGCAAUGGAAACGCCCCAUUCAAGCGACCAUAAACCUGUAAGUCUAGGAGCGUCCAGUUUUAGGAUCCACCACCACCUUCUUGUUCCAAAACAUCUUUAACUACUCAAAUUUAUUUGAGGAUGAACGGAGAAUGACUGUUGGUCCAGCUAAAAACUCCUCGAACUUGUCGGAAAAUUUUCAAGUACACAGGGCCGAUAUUCGUAGCUGAUAUGUCUGUUGGCAGAAACUUUCAUAUCGUGCUGAUAAUAUCAUGCAUCCCUAAUAAAUACAGCAAAAUCAGGUAUAAAUGCAACAGUCUGGUUUCUUUGGUCCCCCUCCAGUACAAAAAAAGUUAAACCGUCUUCCUGCUGUCUGAUAAUUUCCAUUUUGUCGAGUAGAAUCCAAAACAUGCAGACAGACAAACUCAGGAGUCCAUUGUUGUUGUCGUCUGUCUGCUCACACAUGGAUAUGACUGGAACCGUAAUGAGCAUGUGCAAAGUCUGAGCUUUCAGAGGAGCUGCAUUCAGGAGCUUAGAGCAGAGGUUCUCAACCUUUUCAGCCCGUGACCCCAAAAUAAAAGUGCCAGUGACUGGAGACCCCCACUGUACCUGAAGGGUACAGCCAUGCACAUUAAAAACAGAAUUA